Messenger RNA from Symbiodinium sp. CCMP2456, 1508 nucleotides. Lineage: Eukaryota; Dinophyceae; Suessiales; Symbiodiniaceae. The record is from the annotation of a GenBank genome assembly.
GUCCAGCCGAGCGGCGUGUCGCUCUGCGCCGAGGGCCGUGGCUUCAGCGCCGUGGCCAGGCAGGCGGUGGCCGAGGCGCCCGUAAAGACGGGUACCAGCUACGAGGUGGGCCAGAAGCUCCAUGGAUGGACCUGCGUCCGGUCCGAGUAUGUCAAGGAGUUCAGCUGCAGUGGCUACCUCUUCCAGCAUGAUAAGACGGGUGCUGAGCUGAUGUCCAUGGUGCAGCCAGCGGAUGAGAACAAGACCUUCAGCGUGGUCUUCCGCACGCCUCCGGAGAACUCGAACGGUAUUGCCCAUGUCCUUGAGCACUCCGUGCUUUGCGGCAGCCGCAAGUACCCACUGAAGGAGCCGUUCGUGGAACUCAUGAAGUCGAGCCUCCAGACCUUCCUGAACGCUAUGACUUUCCCGGACCGAACCUGCUACCCAGUGGCCAGCUGCAAUCUCAAGGACUUCUACAACCUUAUCGAUGUCUAUCUGGAUGCUGUCUUCCAUCCCCGUGCCAUCAACGACCCCCGGGUGCUUGCCCAGGAGGGAUGGCACUAUGAGGUGGAGAAGAAGGAUGAGCCUUUGAAGUACAAGGGCGUCGUGUUCAAUGAGAUGAAGGGUGUCUACUCGAACCCAGAUGCCGCGCACGGUCGGCUGGCGAACAUGUCCAUGUUCCCGGACACGCAGUACGGCGUGGACUCCGGCGGUGACCCGAGGGAGAUCCCGAACCUGACCUUUGACUACUUCAAGAACUUCCAUGGCAAGUUCUACCACCCUUCCAACGCCAAGUUCUGGUUUUAUGGCGACGACCCGGCCGACGACCGCUUGGAGCUUUUGGACAAGUUCCUGUCCGAGUUCGACAAGAUCGAGGUUGACUCCAAGAUCGUGCCUCAGCCACUGUUCAAGGAACCGAAGACGGUGGUCGGCGAGUUUGCCGUGGGUGAGGACGAAGACAUCUCCAAGAAAACCAUGAUCAGACGAGGGAAGUGUGUGGUUGGCGACUCCACGGCACUUCCGUUCGAGAGCGCAUGCUUCGAUCGCUAUGUCUCGAACCUGGGAUGCUGCUGCACGUCGGAUCUGACGGCGAAGCUGUCUGAAGCACGGCGCGUGCUGAAACCAGGUGGUUUGGCAGCAAUGUCCAUGCGCAUCGCCGAGCAGGAAGGCGACACGUCCUUCGCGCUAACUGCCAGAACCCUGAAGCCGUUCGGAUAUCCGCCGCAGCCCGACAGAGAAGGCCUCCGCAUCGGCCUCGAUCUGGAGCUGCUCCGGGAGCGGCUGCGCUCUGCCGGCUUCGAGGACGUCAUCGCCUGGCGCAGCUGGGUGAGCGUUCCUUUACAGACGCUGGAUGAUUUCAUGCAGUGGAACCUCGGCCAGCCACCCGUCAGAAAGUUUCUGGAUGGGCUGAACGAGGAGCAGCGGGAACAGGCCUUGGCGGCCCUUCGCGGAGCGGCAGCGAAGCCGCUGGCCGAGGGCGCAGUACAGAUUGGCGUGGCUGUGGUUUCCGGUCGCGCUGGAAGCGCCCC